Drepanopeziza brunnea f. sp. 'multigermtubi' MB_m1 is the source of this 3288-nucleotide messenger RNA. The record is from RefSeq and is a predicted model, not a curated record. NCBI's taxonomy places the organism in Eukaryota, Fungi, Ascomycota, Leotiomycetes, Helotiales, Drepanopezizaceae.
AUGUUCCAGCGACUGAAGGGGGCCAUCGAUUCCCGCAUUGCUGAAGAACAAGCUCGUGCAGCCAAUGCAUCAAAGGCAUCUGGCCCUCCAAUAUCCAGAUCCGCUUCGGCAGCCAGAAGGUCCAGAACCGCAGACAGUCCAGCUGCGAAACCGAAACGGCCCCGGCCGAAAGACAAUGAGGUGCCAACUGCGAGAGGACCUGACCCUUCCGAAUUCGAGAGUGCUUUUGUGAUAGAGGACGAGUCAGAGGGACCUUCAAGGGUUGGAACACCGUCGAUUGGGGACGAGAAGGCUUCUACGAUGGCGGAAAGCACGCCCCGAACAAGUGUCUCGGGCGAUGGAGGAGAGAAGGGAGGGGAAUUGCCUGUGGAUGCGCCCACAACGCCAACUCCGGUCGAAUUGCCGCUGGAAGUGCGGAAACAGCUACGGAAGCUCGAGAAGAUGGAAACAGGCCAGCUAACCGUGUACGCAGAUCUGCUGCGCUCAUACCGUAUCGCGCAUGCUCGAGCAAUUUCCAUAGAGCCGUUCGAGAAGGCUUUGAAAGAACAUACUCCCCUCACCACAAUUCAAGACCCGGACGCAUUGGUCGAAUUCCUGAAUCAUCUCAACUUGAAGGGGGACAUGGUCAUGGACGAGCUCAAAAGGGUCUCCGCCGAUCGCGAUGAAUUGAAGAAGAAAUACGAGGAAGUAGAAAAGGAGGCAUCUACGGCGAAGGAAGAACUAGCGACCCUCAAGCGUGCGGCUUCGACGGAUGAUAGUAGCACAGCUGAAAAGACAGAUUCUGCAAGCAUAGACACACCUACGACCUCGCUUAAAUCGCCAGUCGCCGCCGUCAUGGGUAUUUUCUCGCCCAAGCAGAAACCCGAGGCGAUGGACAACAAGGAUGUUAGUCAGGAGUUCUUCUCGUACGAUGAAGAGCUUCCAAAGCUGCAGGCAGAGGUCAAGGCCAAGACUGCAGAAGUCGAAGAACUUAAAUCUAAGGUCGUCACUUUAGAGAAGGAUCUGGCUGCGUCGCAGGAUUCAAGCUCUACCCUUGUCGGAGAUCUGGAGAAGGUUACCAGGGAGCUAAACGCGUCAAAAGAAGAUGUGUCCGAAGGUCAAAGCCGCAAGCAGAAAAUUGAGGCUCAAACUGAAGAGAUCCGAAACCUGAAGGAGAAGCUCCAGGCUACCGAGAAACAGCUUGUAGCUCUUGAAUCUGAUCUCUCGAAACAGAAGACGGAAGCCGAGGCGAAGUUUGAAUCUCUAGAAAAGGACCUUGCAAGCCAAAAGGAGACAUCCGCUAAGGAUCUCAAGUCUGCAGCCGAUUCUCGAAAGGUUGCCGAAAGUCUCCGUGAGACCUUGAAGUCACAAAUUAGCGAUCUAGAGACAACCAGAGCAAGCGAUGUCAAGCGAAUACAGGAGCUUUCGGAGGAAGUUAAGUCUUUGAACCAACAACUGGAAGAUGCUGCAAGUCAUGAAGGCGAGGAGAUUAUUGCUAAAGCCGCCUCCUGGGGCAGCAAAAAAGAAAAACAAGAAAAGAAAAAGGGCGGUGCUACAGCAGCUGCGACUGCCCCCAAAGAUGAUUCUACAGAAAAGUUGGCCGGUUCUGCGCCGUCUACUCCGAUGUCCAGUGAUUUGCAGGCAGAGAUUGACAGGUUAAAGAGCGAAGUCGCGGAUCGCGAUUCUCAAAUAGAGAAAUUGCAGAGCAAGCGAAAGACCGAAGCUGAACUUCGUGAAGAGCUCGAGAAUAUGCAGGAUAACUUUCUCAACAUCGGUCAAGAGCAUGUAGAAGCGAAGGAGCUAAUCAAAACUCUACGCGAAGAGAAAAAGGACCUCGAAGACAAGAUCGUCAAUUUGGAGAAGGAGAUUGAAACCCACAAGAGUCAAGCCAAGGAGUCAGAAAAGAACGCAUCAGACUUUAAGUCUUUGACGGCUGAGUAUGAGGACCUGAAGUUGAAGUCUGCCACGCUGCAGACAGAUCUUGGUGCUGCACAGCAAUUGGCUACAUCACGAUACAGAGAUCUGACCGAUCUCCGAGAGGUAUUGCAGAAGGCUCAGCCAGAGCUCAAGACUCUCCGCACCGAGAAUGCCACUCUGAAAGCCACUAAGGAUGAGCUGGCCGCCCGAACAUCAGAUCUGAGACGUCUCGAGGCCCGCGAGAAAGACCUAAAGUCGGAUAUCAAUAGCUUCAAGAAGCAAGCAGCAGACAGCCAAGUCGAGAUCCGGACCUUGAAUGAAAAGGUUACGCAGGAGACUAACAGUCGCCUUCGAGCUGAAGACCAAGCUCGCGUUGCCCAACGAGAUAUGCGAAGAGCCGAAGCCGAGAAAGUCCAGCUGGCAUCCUCCGGCGAGAAAUCCGCAACCGAGCUCGCCAAAGUACAGGAAGAAGCUGGAAAACUUCGCACCAGAGUUCGAGACCUGGAAGAGCAGGUCUCAAAGCUCACGACUGAGUCGAAGGGUCUCCGAGAAGAAGUCGAGCUCCGCGGCUCACAGUACAACAAUGCGCAAGGUCUACUGGGCAGCAUGCGCGAUCAAGCAGGCGAAAUGGCUAUGCAGCUCAAAGAAGCUAAGGAGCAGACCGAAUCCCUCGAUGAGGAACUCGCUGAAGUCCAGCGUCUAUUGAGCGAACGUACUCGCGAAGGGGAAACCAUGCGCCGGCUCCUGGCCGAUGUCGACGACCGCGCAGAUGCCAAGGUCCGCGACAUGCGCGAACGGAUGGAAGCUGCCAUUGAAGAGCGCGACCGCGCCGAAGACGAAGCUAGCACAAACGGGCGCAGACGAGCCCGCGAAGUUGACGAGCUGAAAAGCCGCAUCCGCGAUUUCGAGCGAGACCUCAAGCGGGCCAUUGACGAAAAAGGUGAGCUGGAACACGCUGAGAAGGAGUGGAAGCGUAAACGCAACGAACUUGAAGAGGUGGCCGAAAACGCCUCCAAGGAUGCAAAUGAAGUCCGGGCCGCGAUAACUGAGCUGCGAGAUGCGUUAGACGGGAGCGAGAAGCAGGCGCGCGAUGCGGAGAAGCAGCGGGCUGAUCUGAGGAAGUUGCUGGAUGAGGCAAACCAGCGGUAUGAGAAGCUUCAGAAGGAGUUCAGAGGGCUGCAGGCGAAGCAAAUAAAGAUGAGCGAGGCGGCAAGCUCACGCAGCUCGCUGGACAGCAGUGGGAGAGAAGGAGGUAACGGAGGUGGUGCUGGGAAGAUGGAUUAUGUUUAUUUGAAGACGAUCUUGUUGCAGUUUCUGGAGCAGAAGGAUAAGAAACGGCAAGCGGAUCUGGUAAAAACAGUCCUGGGACAGCUGCUGCAUUUCGAUAAGUAA